Messenger RNA from Lingula anatina, 2467 nucleotides. RefSeq names its product sialin-like. Gene Ontology annotation, molecular function: transmembrane transporter activity. NCBI's taxonomy places the organism in Eukaryota, Metazoa, Brachiopoda, Lingulata, Lingulida, Lingulidae. Gene Ontology annotation, cellular component: membrane. Gene Ontology annotation, biological process: transmembrane transport; monoatomic anion transport. The record is from RefSeq and is a predicted model, not a curated record.
AUGGCAGUAGCAAGAGAAGCCGAGGCAGCUCCAAUGUCACCAGACUCACGGGCUACAGGCGACAUGGAGGACGCAGAGGAUAACGUGCCACUAAAGGAAAAUGGUAAGUAUUGCCGGAGUAUUGUUAGUACGGAGGGUGAAUUUGACUGGGAUAAAAGUCUACGAGGCACCAUUUUGAGCUCGUUCUUCUAUGGGUACAUCUGUACCCAGAUCCUCGGCGGCUGGUUGGCGGGAAGGUAUGGCGGGAAACACGUGCUGGGCACCGCCAUGGUGAUUGUGUUAGCGAUGACGGUUGUGACGCCGAUUGCGGCCAGGACACACCCUUACCUCGUGAUUGCUGUGCGGGUUUUGAUGGGACUGGCAGAUGGGGUGGUGUUCCCUUCAAUGCAUACACUAUGGGGCCAAUGGGCGCCGCCAUUGGAGCGGAGUAAACUGAUGACAUUCUGUUACUCAGGUAUAUUUGUUGGCAUAAUCGUGGCCUUGUCGUUCUCUGGAGUACUGUGUGAGAUACAGUUGGAUGGAGGAUGGCCAUUUAUCUUCUACGUUUACGGUGCAACGUGUUUUCUGUGGCUUUGUUGCUGGCACAUCUUUGUGUUUGACUCUCCUGCACGACAUCCGCGAAUUAGCCAAUCAGAGAGGAGAUACAUAGAAAGGGCUAUUGGACAUCCUCCUGGAGAAAAGAGAGUUGCUGUCCCUUGGCUGCAGUUUGCCAGGUCUCCCGCCGUCUGGGCAAUAGUCGUGGCUCAUACUUGUAAUAACUGGGGUCACUACACACUCAUGACAUCACUGCCUCUUUUUAUGAAGGAAGUCUUGGCGUUUGAAAUAAAACAAAAUGGCGUGUACUCUGCUCUGCCGUUUGCGGCCAUGGCCGGUGGUGUGGUACUGUGUGGGCAGCUAGCUGACCAGCUGAGGCGGAGAGCCGUGCUGAACACAACGUGGACCAGGAAACUGUUUCAGGCCGUUGGUGGAUUCCUGCCCGCAGCCUUCAUGGUCGCCACUGCUUUCAUAGACUGUGACACCAGGAUGGCGGGGGUGGCAUUCCUAACGCUAGCCAUGACCUUCUCGGCGGGGGCGCUGGCGGGCUACCAGAUCAACCACGCGGACAUCGCUCCCAGAUUCGCCGGUGAAAUAUUCGGCAUUACCAACACAGUGGCCACUAUUCCUGGUAUGAUCUCUCCCAGUGUGGUCAGCGCUCUUACGCCUAACGGCUCCAAAGAAGAGUGGCAAAGGGUUCUCUUUAUAAGUGGCGCCAUUUACUCUUUUGGUGCUUUGUUUUUCUUGAUAUUUGCGAGCGGCGAGGAACAGUCUUGGGAUAAAGUCGACAACAUGAGUUAUCAAGAAGAUCAAGAAGCCAAGGAAAGAUUCCAGAUUGACGAUCUUGCGCUGUCAACUUUGUGAGAGUGAUGGGAUAACGGCAGUAGACUGGGCUUAUCUUACUUAAUGAUUCUUCGAUACAUUCUGUCAGAAUCAAUUAAUGUCAAUUUUUCCCAAUGUCAAUUUUUCCACAUUGUUAAAACUAUCACAUUGCUCAGCCCAAUAUCUGAUCCAGUCACGUAGUUAUGUUGGGCAUCAUGUAGGCCUACCAGUAGGUCUAAACAGGCAUAUUGCUUUGUAGUGAAAAAAUGGUUAAAACAAAGAAAGAAAGAUUUUUUUUUUAUAAAACAUUGUCAACUGAUCAAAUAUGGGUCACCUUUCCUUCAUUUUGACUCCGCUCUCGACCUAGACCCGCAAAUUCUCACUUUAAUUUACGUUGAACGUGGGACUUAUAAUAUCAAUAUCGGAAAUGCAUUCACAUCUUCUGUCGUCGCUCAUCAGUCACACCUAGCACACUUUAGAUGUCCAGCAUAACGAUAUAGCACUCCUGGUGAUAGGAACUGGAACCGGGGUAACAGUAAUCCAAGUCCCCCAAGAACCGAGGUCCUUCGGAUGGUAAUGGUUGUCUGUAGGACUAACAUUACUUGGGAAUAAUAGUCCUACAGGGACUUAGGUUCCUGGCUCAUAAUUAUAGUAGGUAGGACUUGUAUUACUGUCGGACUUUUAUUCCUGUUACAUCUAUGGCAGUAAUAAAAGUCCGGCCAUUUGAAAGCCCUAUCCUUAGCCAAUAAUACUGUUAAAUGAUAAAACUAUAAAUGUAUAUGAAAUCCUUCUGGUGAGCCAUAUAUCGGACAAAAAAUGAGAGGUUUGCAACUUCAGCUCGACUGUGUAGUGGUUAGCGUGCAAGACUACAAGGUAAGAAUUCAUGAGACCUUCUGUUGCAUCUAUGGGUUCGAGACCGACCUUUGACAUGACCUUGCCCCCCCCCCAUCCCCCACUCUUCCCACUAUUUAUUACUUGUAGCAAAAUGUUUAAUGGUGUUUUUAAUGUCCAAUAUUUGUUCGAAAUUCCGUGCUCAUUACAUGUACUACUCUUUUGUUUUGUCUUUUAAGUGUCAAAGCACCAAAAUAGCAAAGGGCUAUUACAGAACCUU